Messenger RNA from Cicer arietinum (chickpea), 785 nucleotides. Lineage: Eukaryota; Viridiplantae; Streptophyta; Magnoliopsida; Fabales; Fabaceae. The record is from RefSeq and is a predicted model, not a curated record.
GAAUAAGUUGAAGAAAAAAGUCUAAAGCAUGACCGUUGAACAAAAGAAGCGAGGAGUCCAAAUAGUAGAAGGGAACACGAUAUGUGAGUGAGUGAGCAUAGAAAAAAUCAGCAGACGAAAAAAAAAUAAAAAUGGUGUUGAACAGCACGGUGGUUGUUAGAGUUGCACGUGUUUCCGCCGAAGCGUGGCAAUGGUUGUCGGGGAUUGAUGAUCCUAUUAACAGUGACCAGCUUUUGGAUCUCUUUUUCUGUUUCCCUCUUCAUCAUCUUGGUCGUCUUGCUCUUUGUCUUUGUUCUUUUUUCUGUCUCCCUCAACCCUAUUAUUCAUUUUACUCUUAUAUCCCUUCUGACUCUGAUUCUGCUUCUGAUUCUUCUUCCUCUACCCUCACUCUUGAACAUCACUACUAUUACCACUCUCAUUCUGAUUGAAUUUGCCUGCUAAUCCUCUUCAUGAAGUGAUGUAGAGGUCCCCAAUUGCAGUCCCUGGUUUCUCAUUUUAUCCAAUAUCUGAUUGCUAAUGGAUGACACUGAGGACUUUGUGGUGUUUAAACUGCAUCCAUUGUAUAAUAGUAACUUUUACUCUUUGAUUCUUGUAGCUGAUCAAUUGAUCAACUCUUUACAUUUUAUAUCCUAGUAAAGAGUGAUUUUUGAGUGUGUUAAUAUAGUUUUAUAUUGCAAUGGAAAUUACUUUUAAGGGUUGAACAGUGAUAUUAAUUACUUUUAUUCAGAAACUUUGUAUAGUACCUUCGAGGCAUAUUUAUGAAAGUUUGGCCUUUUCUUUUUUUA